Molecule: messenger RNA, 1027 nt
Organism: Ilex paraguariensis (yerba mate)
Lineage: Eukaryota; Viridiplantae; Streptophyta; Magnoliopsida; Aquifoliales; Aquifoliaceae
Source: the annotation of a GenBank genome assembly
AUGAAAGAGUUGAUCAUUGGAGCUGGUAAGAAGGCCUACACGCUUGUUAUGGGAAGACCAAACCCUGCAAAACUUGCCAACUUUCCAGAGUGCGAUGUUUUCAUUUAUGUCUCUUGUGCUCAAACUGCUCUCAUGGAUAGCAAGGAUUUCUUAGCUCCUGUUAUUACUCCUUUUGAAGCCAUGCUUGCUUUCAACAGGUAAUGUUUAGAGCAACACUUUCUAAUUAUGAUUCAAGUUCGAGUUGUUGACAGUAUGAAUUGGUUUAUUUUUUAAUGUUUAUCUGCAAUCAUUGCGUGUAAUUCUUUUGUAUCGUGGCUUUUACUUUAGUUUUUCCUAGCAAGAGGCAGUGCUUCGAUAUUCAAUAGUUUGUUUUGCAUUAGUGAUCUUCUGACCACGAGGGAUGCAACGAGAGAUAUUGAAGCAGUACUGGUAUUCAACUUAUGGCUGACAUUUAUUUGGAUUGGUCACACAUUCUACACUAAUAGCUCAAUUUUUCCAUCUGCAUAUGUUCAUUUCUACACGAAUAGAUACUACACGAAUAUGUUCAUUUCUGUUAUAAAUCUAUGUAUUUGUUUUCUCAUCUACUUCAUAACUACCACAUAGAAUUUUCUGUACUGCCCUCACUUUAAGGACUAUAUAUGAAGUCCUGGAGUCUUAUAUCUUCGAUUAAAUUUCUAACUUUUAUAUUUAUAUCUUAGGCUUUAGAAAAAGGAGUAGAAUCUUCUGAAUCUGGAAAAUACUAGAUGGAAGAAGGUAAUACGAAUGAAAGUGUCAUUUGGAAAAAUGGAUUCUGAAAGGGAAGACCUAGCAUGAUUAGAGCAGUGAGGGAUUAUAUUUUCUCGUAGAACAUUCCAGUCCAUAAAAUUAUCGGUACAUUGUACUGUGGUCUGUCAAAUAAGAAAUGGAAAAGGCUAUGCUGAAUUGUAGAGAACAUGGAAAAUUGGAGGUGACAUUUGGAAAAUUAGAUUCUGAAACUGAAGACCUAGCAUGAUUAUUGCAGUGAGGGAUGAUAUUUUCCCAUAGGACA